CCACAACCAGAAAAAAAUUUGAGUUUCCUCAGUCACGAGAAAAGUGGUCUGAUUCCUAUACUGAGAAAUCGCUCGUUCUAGGAGGUGCUAGAACUUGGGAACGCUGGUCUCUUCGUGAUUUUGGCAGACGCCUCUGCAGUGGGUCAACCUACUCGGCUGCACUUUCCCAGUUCUCAAGAAACUCGUUUGUUCUGGAUACUGUCCAGAAAACACAGUUGUCUCUUUGCAUGGCCACUUCAAUUAUACGAAGCCUAGUUCGACUGCAAGUCGAACGUCGAUAUCGAGUUUGUUCGAGGUUUGCAGGUAGGGUUCUGCAAAACUGGAUUCAGUUCCUGGAUCUAGUAAGGAGACUCCUGAGAGCAAACGUUGGUUCUAACAUCACGCUUCGGUGCAGUUCAAGGCCUCGGCUGCCUCCUUACCGGAAUUGAUACACCAAUUUGACGACAUUUCCUCUUUUUAAAUACUCUGUUUCUAUACAAUGCUUCGAUGAUCUAGUGUUUAAACGCAAACCACCCGUUUCUGCAAAUGUUUCGCAGUGUCGAAGGUCAUAUGCAAACCUUUGCAGAAGGUUAAUGGUGUUUCAUUCAGGUCAGUAGUUCUGAAGAGUGGUUGAAAGUGCUGUUGAAUCUCCUCCAUCCAUCGAGAAGGGUCAUAGAUGAAUGUAUCAAUCAUGAGUUGACACCUUCCUCCAGUCCGUGUUAUAGAAGGCAAACAUUCAAAGCUUGGAGUGGAAUCACUUCUCUUCAGAAUUCGACUGCAUGAGGUCAGGAACGUCGGAUUAUUGCCAUAGCUAGUGUCCAAUCGAAAAAUGAAAGUGUCUAGAGCUAACAUUUAUGUUCCGGACAACUUCUAUGAGAACAUGUGAUACUUGAUGCAAGAAGGCUGAGAAAGUUGAACUUUAGAUAGCUUUCCUGAGGAAUAAUCAUGGCUGGCUGAAUGCAGCUACACGUAGCAAGAAAGAGCACACAGGGAUCCUGUGUGCUUAGGAACAGGCCAACUCAGACGACAAGUUCAGCUUUGUUCAUCAAACUUGCCAAUAAAACUCACCUGUUUUCUCG
Molecule: messenger RNA, 1058 nt
Organism: Marchantia polymorpha subsp. ruderalis
Lineage: Eukaryota; Viridiplantae; Streptophyta; Marchantiopsida; Marchantiales; Marchantiaceae
Source: the annotation of a GenBank genome assembly